This is a messenger RNA of Strongylus vulgaris, 234 nucleotides long. The record is from the annotation of a GenBank genome assembly. NCBI's taxonomy places the organism in Eukaryota, Metazoa, Nematoda, Chromadorea, Rhabditida, Strongylidae.
AUGAACCGUUGCUCAUGUGAGCCAGUCGGCCACGUCGUCGUCGUUUUGCCGUUACUGAUUAGUCAGUGCUUGUUGGCGUGGGCCCCUUACACAAAAAAGCGGUUCGCUGACCGAGCUGAGACGAAAAAACACCAACACACGGCAAUGGUGAGCCACCCAUCGGCCCAAGCAAAAACACACACUGGACAGCAGAAGCUGGAGAGAGAAAGAGAUACGAUGCGGAUUGAUGCGUGA